Messenger RNA from Ylistrum balloti, 1798 nucleotides. Its product is annotated as opine dehydrogenase-like. The coding region runs from base 62 to 1267 and encodes 401 amino acids. Gene Ontology annotation, molecular function: oxidoreductase activity. The record is from RefSeq and is a predicted model, not a curated record. The transcript has 2 exons. NCBI's taxonomy places the organism in Eukaryota, Metazoa, Mollusca, Bivalvia, Pectinida, Pectinidae.
GUCGUGAAGAGUUACUGACAUACUGUCCACCUGGAGCAACACUAUAUUGAGUAUAUUCGUCAUGUCAAUUUCGCCUUUGAAGGUUGUGGUAUGUGGUGGUGGAAAUGGCGCCCACGUUUUCUCAACGCUUGCUUCUACUCGUGCAGACACUCACGUUAGUGUUUUGACAAUAUUUGAAGACGAAGCUGAAAGAUGGACACAAACCAUGAAAAGCGAUAUGGUUGUAUCCUUUCCUGCGGAAUCGAUUCAAUUAAAGUCAAAACCAUCUUUGAUCACAAAGGAUCCAGCAGUUGUGAUUCCGGAAGCUGACGUCAUAGUCAUCGUUGUUCCGUCAUAUGCGCAUGGCCCGGUAUUGCAAGCUAUUCUACCAUACUGUAGACCAAACACGUUCAUAGUUGGCAUGCCAGGACAUCCUGGUCUAGACUUUCAAUUUACACAUAUAUUUGGGAGCAAGGCAAAACAGUGUACUCUAGCUGUGCUAGAAACGCUUCCAUGGGCAUGUCGAAUAAUUGAGUUUGGUGCGCAUGCCCAGGUUCUUGGUAUAAAAGAGAAAGUUGGAACUGCUUUGGUGCAAGGUGAAAGUUGCAACAUCCCGUUUGACUGUAUUAGCACACUCCAGCUGCUGAUUGGCGACAAGCCACGUCUAAAUGUAGUACAAAAUAGUUUAGUCGUGAAUCUAAUGGCGAAAACAAUGAUUCAUCCUCCAAUUAUGUACGUUAAGUGGAGGAACUGGAAUGGUAAACCUCUCACAGAAAAACCGCUGUUUUAUCAGGGAAUGGAUGACGCUCAGGCAGACCUGUUGACUCAAAUCAGCGAGGAAGUAUUACUCAUAUCUCAAACUAUCAAAAACAAAACUUCCCUUGAUAUUUCACCGAUUACUCAUAUUCAGGACUGGAUAAAGGAAUACUAUGCCGAUCAAGUGAAGGAUGGAAGUUCACUGAAGCGUGCCUUUCAGACCAAUGAAGCAUACAACGGCCUGGUGCAUCCAAUGAAAGAUGCGGAAGGAGGAGGUUAUGUUCCUGACUUCUCUUAUCGCUAUACCCGUGAAGAUAUCCCGUUCGGAUUGGUAGUUCUUAAAGGAAUUGCCGUGAUUGUCAAUGUCCCGACUCCAGCUAUGGAUACCGUAAUUAGCUGGGCACAAGAGCGCCUCGGGAUGGAGUAUAUCGUUGGAUCAGAACUCCGUGGUCGUGAUUUGUCUCAGACAAGAGCCCCUCAGGUGUUUGGUAUUCAUACAGUCGAACAGCUUUUGUUGCCAGGUCAAUGCUGACUCGUUGUUUAAUAUAGUUAAUCAGAUUCCAGUUGAAAGAUAUCAAAACAAUGUUUGACGUAUAGAAAUAUUAUUUAACCAGAGUUCAUUAAUCGUUCUGACUAUAGGAAGAUAUGAUGGAUAUUAAUGUUUUACAAAGACUAAUCAGAUGGGAUGUAAUCGUGGAUGGAUAGUCAGAGAAAUGACAACUCGUUAAAAUUUUGAAUUACAAUAAUUUAUAUAUUUAUCAAUAUGUCUUGAUUAUUGCUACUUUGAUCAUUCGGACAUUUCCUGAAAAUCGUCAGUAUUUCAAGUGAAUUUAUUGUCUCUUUUAGCUAUGGACUAAGUAAAGACACUAUUCUGUGAAAGAAAGAAAUUUAGUUAUUGCCGAAUAUGUUUCAAUAUGCAACUAAAUACAUAAUUUGUAAUAAGAUUUCUUGACAAAUCAGAAUGGCUAUGUUUUUAGUAUAGAGGACCCUUUGUCAUUUUGGUAAUUAGAGGUACUAGUUUGUCAUUUUGGUAAUUAGAGGUACUAGUUUGUCAUUUUGGUAA